AUGGGGGCUUUCAUUUUUCUUCCCUUCAUGUUGCUGGCCAUGUUCUCAGUAUCUUCAAUGCAGAUUUCGAAAAAAAGUGUUUUCAAACUAGAAGAGAAUCCAGAGCCUGCACUUAUUCUCGAGAAAAAAAAUGAAGCUAACAACCUAGGAGAACAAAAGGAAACUCAAAAGCAAGGAGGUAGUUAUACACAAAGAAAAGCAGGGACUUUUAGUCUUCAAGGACAACAAUGGUACUCUAACCAGCCAUGGAAAACAAGAAAUUUUAGUCAACAAGGGAGGCCAGGAGUUUUGAAACAGACUGAGAUGUCAGGAGUUUCGAUUUUGCCAGGGAAUUCAGGGGAAUCUAACCAAAAAGGGAAUCCAGAAUCUUCUGAUAAGCAAGGAGAAUUAGGAUCUUCUAGCCAACUAGGAAAACCAGGGUCUUCUAGCCAGCAAAGGAAACCAGGGUCUUCUAGCCAGCAAGGGAAACCAGCGUCUUCUAGCCAGCAAGGGAAGCCAGGGCCUUCUAACCAGCAAGGGAAGCCAGGGUCUUCUAGCCAGCAAGGGAAACCAGCGUCUUCUAGCCAGCAAGGGAAGCCAGGGUCUUCUAACCAGCAAGGGAAGCCAGGGUCUUCUAGCCAGCAAUGGAAUCCAGGGUCUUUUAGCCAACAAGGGAAACCAGGGUCUUCUAGCCAGCAAGGGAAACAAGCGUCUUGUAGCCAGCAAGGGAAAUCAGGGUCAUCUAGCCAACAAGGGAAACCAGUGUCUUCUUGUCAGCAAGGGAAACCAGGGUCUUCUAGCCAGCCAGGAAAUCUAGUGUCUUCUAGCCAGCAAGGGAAUUUAGGAUCUUCAGGCCAUCAAGAGAAGCCAGGGUCUUCUAGCCAGCAAGGGAAUUUAGAGUCUUCUAGCCAGCAAGGAAAACCAGGGUCUUCUAACCAGCAAGGAAAGCCAGGGUCAUCUAGCCAACAAAGGAAACCAAGAUCCUUUCACAGUCAAGAAGAAAGAAAAAAUGUAGACAACACUUUGAAUGGCAAUCUAAUGGAGACUCAGACUGGCAAUACCAGCGGCAAGAGCCCAACUAAAAAAAUAAAAUGUCCAUCUAUCUACAAACCAGUCUGUGGUUCUGAUGGAAAAACCUAUGGUAAUCGCUGUGUACUUAAUGAAACAAAGAGGUUGAAUAAUGAAAAAUUAAGUCUGAACCAUGAUGGAAAGUGCUAA
Messenger RNA from Cynocephalus volans (Philippine flying lemur), 1197 nucleotides. RefSeq names its product MARCO like (gene MARCOL). The transcript has 5 exons. Bases 1 to 1197 code for a protein of 398 amino acids. Gene Ontology annotation, biological process: extracellular matrix organization. NCBI's taxonomy places the organism in Eukaryota, Metazoa, Chordata, Mammalia, Dermoptera, Cynocephalidae. Gene Ontology annotation, molecular function: extracellular matrix structural constituent conferring tensile strength; protein binding. The record is from RefSeq and is a predicted model, not a curated record.